Molecule: messenger RNA, 972 nt
Organism: Salvelinus namaycush (lake trout)
Lineage: Eukaryota; Metazoa; Chordata; Actinopteri; Salmoniformes; Salmonidae
Product: retinal homeobox protein Rx1-like
Exons: 3
Coding region: 1-972 (323 amino acids)
Biological process (GO): positive regulation of transcription by RNA polymerase II
Molecular function (GO): RNA polymerase II cis-regulatory region sequence-specific DNA binding; DNA-binding transcription factor activity, RNA polymerase II-specific
Source: RefSeq, a predicted model, not a curated record
AUGCAUUUAUCAUUGGAUACCAUGAGUGCGGUGGAUGACAGCUGCCUCUCGCCCAGUAACUUCCACGAGAUGGUUAAAGGAGGGGGGGCGGCGAUGGGCGGCCGCGUCCACAGCAUUGAUGUCAUCCUGGGCUUCAGCAAAGACCAGGACCCCCUGCUCACCCCCUCUGAGGGUCCAGGACCACACAAAGUGGGCGUGGAUGGCCUGGGGGACCCUGGGAAGCAGGACCUGUCACACCCCUAUGGGCACCUCUCAGAACAGGAGUCCUACCAUGAUUCAGGACUGUACUCAGAUAAGUGUGAUGGGGACAUGAGUGAGCUGAGGAAGAAUGUGGACAGCAACGGUGGGAAGAGUCCAGAGCCCUGUGAGGAAGAGCGGCCCAAGAAGAAGCACCGACGCAACCGCACCACCUUUACCACCUACCAGCUGCACGAGCUGGAGCGUGCCUUUGAGAAGUCCCACUACCCUGAUGUGUACAGCCGUGAGGAGCUGGCCAUGAAGGUUAACCUCCCUGAAGUCAGAGUUCAGGUGUGGUUUCAGAACCGCAGAGCCAAAUGGAGGCGCCAGGAGAAGCUUGACGCCACCACCAUGAAGUUGCACGACUCACCCAUGCUCUCAUUUAACCGGCCGUCCAUGCACAGCAAUAUGGGGCCCAUGAGCAACUCCCUCCCAUUGGACCCUUGGCUGACCUCCCCUCUGUCCAGCACCACCCCAGUUCACAGCAUCCCAGGCUUCAUGGGCACAGGCCAGGGACUGCAGGGAGGCUACCCCAGCCACAGCUUCCUCAACAGCCCUCCACCCAUGGGCCAGGGGAUGCAAUCCAUGGCACCUCCUCCGUACCAGUGUUCCGGUCCCUUCACCGAUAAGUAUCCAAUGGAGGACGUGGACCAGAGGAGCUCCAGCAUCACAGCGCUGAGGAUGAAAGCCAAGGAACACAUCCAGUCCAUGGACAAAACCUGGCAGCCCAUGUGA